GACACCAUACGUAAAAAAAAACUGAUUUCGUAAUAAAUUUCAGAAGUUACAUAUCAUCGGAAAAGAUUUGGAAAGAUGACAUAAAAGACUAUUGCGGACAGAAAAACCAUUUGUUAGUCUGAAUUUGAGUAUAUUUCACUGCAGAGCCACCUAUUCUUGACAAUGGCGUACAAUUGUAUUCGCCUGAGAGGGGCUGUAGAGAGAAUUCUGAGCAGAAGUUUGGGACAAAGUGUUCGGGUGAAUCAGAUUCAUCUACACAGCACCAAUGCAGACAUGUCUACCUCUUGGAAGCUAUCUAGCCUCAUCACCAGACUGAGGUUAGCUGCAAAGCCACCAAAGGGGUUCGAAAAGUUCUUUCCAGAAGGCAAACAAGGAGCUAAGAAACCCAAAGUUGCAAAAGAAACAUCGGAGUCUUCCAAAUCAGCACCUAAACGGAGCAGCGGCAAACAAGAAUCGGAAAACAAUAAGAACUUUGGGGAAGAUCUAUGGAAGAGCCUUAUGGCCCAAGGGAAGACGGGCGGAGCAGGAGGGGGCCCUGGAGGCAGACCACCCAUCGACGAGAAGAACAGACAGCAGCUGAUGUUCAGUAUAGCCGUCACCAUAGGGGGCGCUAUAGCAGCGGGCUAUGUCCUGAUGGGAGGUUCAGCAGUGGAGAUCACUUACAAGGAGUUCCUGAAUGAAUACUUGGCGGCAGGACAGGUUGAAAGAGUAGAAGUUGUCAACAAGAAGUUUGUCAGAGUGUGGCUCAAGACUGGUCACUCCAAAGGGAGGUAUGUGUGGUUCAACAUCGGCAGUGUGGACACUUUCGAGAGGAACCUAGAGCAGGCUCAGGGCAACCUCGGUAUGGAACCUCAGAACUUCCUCUCUGUCGUCUAUAGUUCAGAGAGUGAUGGGUCAUUUUUGAUGAGUCUGAUCCCCACUGCCCUGAUGAUUGGUUUCUUCCUGUAUCUCUUCCGGAACAACCCCGCCACCGGAGGGCGGGCUGGUAGGGGCAAGGGCGGUAUCUUUGGGUUUGGAGAGUCAACGGCAAAGAUCCUCAAAGAAGACGUAGGAGUCCGAUUCAAGGAUGUUGCUGGAUGUGAGGAGGCUAAAGUGGAAAUUAUGGAGUUUGUAAACUUCCUCAAGAACCCUCAGAAAUAUGCAGAACUUGGAGCCAAGAUCCCAAAAGGUGCUAUCUUAUCUGGACCACCGGGAACAGGUAAAACCCUGUUGGCCAAGGCGACGGCAGGGGAAGCUAACGUGCCUUUCAUCACAGUCAAUGGUUCUGAGUUCUUAGAGAUGUUUGUUGGUGUGGGUCCCUCAAGGGUGAGGGACAUGUUUGCUAUGGCAAGGAAAAAUGCCCCCUGUAUUCUCUUUAUGGAUGAGAUUGAUGCAGUGGGACGGAAAAGAGGAAGGAGUAACUUUGGAGGACAAAGCGAACAGGAGAAUACGUUAAAUCAACUUCUAGUAGAAAUGGAUGGUUUCAAUACCACCACCAAUGUUGUUGUCUUAGCAGGAACAAACCGUCCAGAUAUCCUAGACCCCGCCCUAAUGAGACCUGGCCGUUUUGAUAGACAGAUCUACCUCGGUGCACCGGAUAUCAAGGGGAGGGCAUCCAUUUUCAAGGUUCAUCUGAAGCCAUUGAAGACAGAAGUAAACAUGGAGGAGAUGUCAAGGAAACUAGCUGCACUCACUCCUGGUUUUACAGGAGCUGACAUAGCGAAUGUGUGCAAUGAAGCUGCAUUGAUUGCUGCUAGACACGGUUUCAAUCAGAUUGAAGCAUCACACUUUGAAGCUGCCAUUGAAAGAGUAGUAGCAGGUCUUGAAAAGAAGACGCAAGUAUUACAACCAGAAGAGAAGAAGACUGUAGCGUAUCAUGAAGCCGGUCAUGCCGUAGCAGGCUGGUUCUUAGAACACGCUGACCCUCUGCUUAAGGUUUCGAUCAUCCCACGAGGAAAAGGUCUUGGCUAUGCCCAGUACUUGCCCAAGGAACACUUCCUAUUCACCAAAGAGCAGAUGUUACACAGGAUGUGCAUGACACUAGGUGGACGUGCCUCCGAGGAAAUAUUCUUCAACAAGAUCACAACAGGUGCCCAGGACGAUCUCAAGAAAGUCACACAGAUGGCAUAUGCUCAGGUUGUUCAGUUUGGCAUGAGCGACAAGGUUGGCAACGUCUCCUUCGACAUCCCCCAACAGGGCGAGAUGGUUUUAGAGAAACCCUACAGUGAACAGACUGCUCAGAUGAUAGAUGAAGAAGUCAGGACCAUCAUCAAGGUUGCUUAUGAUUCAACCUUGGAUCUCCUGAAGAAGAAUAAAGAGAAUGUAGAGAAGGUUGCAUUGAGACUGCUAGACCGAGAAGUCCUUAACAAGGAUGACAUGGUGGAACUAUUGGGCAAGCGGCCUUUCGCAGAAAGGACAACGUACGAAGAGUUCGUAGAGGGAACAGGCAGUUUUGAAGAGGACACCAGCCUUCCCAAAGGACUUGAGGGUUGGAAUGAGGAGAGUGAGAAGAAAAAGGGACUCAAGGAUGAUAAGAACUUGGAUGUGAAUGCAUAGUAUAUUCUGAAAGGCAGUGGCCAUCUUUCUGGUCACCAAAGACAAUAAGUACAUUUGAGACGGAGUGAGAUGAGAAAGUUUUAUUGGGAAGAGCUGAAGCAUGAAGCAGAAGUGGGUUCCUUGGACAUCAUCUGAGGGCAUCAGAUGGAGCUCUCGUACUUGGACCUGUAGACAUAGUUACCAGUACCACCGAUUAGUGGAUUUCAUGAUCCAGGUGUUGGUCAGGUUGGCAAGUACCAAAGAUGGGAUCAUCAGAUUAUUGGUCGAAUUUCUUCAGAAUGUUCAAGAGACAUUUCUCGAUUUCCAGAAAAUAGAUGUGUUGCGCAUCAUUCCCUUCCGUCAGGAAGUGUUUGAUGGGUCUGAAGUUCAAGCUUUUCUUCUGUCCAGUAGAGCAAUGAAAUAAUGGAACUUGUUUGAAAACACAAAACCACGCAUCUGGCAAUGUUUUAUAAAUCUAUAUGAUUCAAAACAAACAGAUAUUGAUCUCAAAUUAUGUGGUCAGAAUAUAGGAAUUGAGUUUAAUCUCAAUUCGAGUUUGAUUUGAAUCUAUUGCAAUUCUUUGUAAGACAGUUCCCUGGGUCCCUGAUGCAGAAAUGUUUGCACUGAAUCGCAAUAAGGCAAUGGAUAAGCCAGUGGCCCACCUUGCAAAGGAAUAUGAUAGAUACAAAUAAAUCUCUUUCUGACAUUGAUCUCAACUUGUAUCCUUCUGAGAUACAGAAGUGAGACAUUAUCAAUUUGGGUUUGAUAAAUCAAUCGCAGUUCUCUGUAAGACAAGGCCCAGAUCAUAUUUGUAGGUACAGCCCAUAAUUAACCAGUCCUAAUCAUCAGUCUCGAAUCUGCAGUUGAUCACUUAUCUUUGUGAUACAGGGCACUGGAGUCCCAUUCAACCUGAAUAGCAUACUUUGUUCCAGAAAAUUAAAGACUCCUGAAGCUCACCUUGAGCAUUUUCCCUCUGGUCAGAACAUCCUGCAUUAGGUCAGGUAGUAUCUGAUUUUUGUCAUAACAGGGCAUGUUUUUUCAGGUUGUUAUCCGCAUGGAAUUACACUCUUAUUAUAUCAUUCAUUGCUAUUUCAAUAUCUUGUUUCUCUGUGAAGAAAUUUUGUAUUUCUAAAUGCUCUUUUGUUGGUUGCAUAUUUAGAACCGGCUACAAUGAAUAUGUGAAAGAAGAAACCACACAAUUAUAUGCGUUGUCUCUGGGCAAUUCCAUAAAAUAUGUAUGUCCGUCCCCCUAUAUGUGGGACCUUCAUGAAAUUUUCUGUCUCUGAUUUCUUGACCAUGGCUUGGUCAGUUUAUGAAGUGAAGUAAGACUUGAGGAAAAAUGGGGUCCGACAUACGAAAAGGUUGGUUAUGGAAUUGCCCCUCUAUCAAUUUUCCAAAAUGGUCAUUUUUUUGUCUUCUCUUGAUCAACCUUAAACAGGAGUAAAAUUGAACAAAGGCCAUGGCAUUUGAUGCCCUUCUCAUUGGCUGAGUACAUUUUUGUGGCCUUUAAUAAUUUUAACCUAUGACUUGCUCUUAUAUGGAAAUGUGCCCUGUAGAAAAUUGGUCAUGCCCUAAAAGUAUUAAAAAUAUAACAAAAUUUUGGCCUGUGUAAACAACAUGCCCCAUGUAGCACCACUAUAUGACUAUAUGUACAGUAUGGGGUGCCAUUUGUCUACCCCUCCUCAAGCGUUCAACAUUUACCGACAUUAAACUUUAAAAUAGCUUAUUUCAUGAGAUGCACCUUCAAGCAAAGUUUUACGAAAAUUUAUUGUAGUAUUCAGAUACUAGUAGACAACAUAAAAUUAUUGUUUUUGAGGCAGUAUUCAUAGUCUUUCAUGACAAAUGUAAAAUUCAAGAGUGGAUGUUGUGGAGAAAUUUCAUUCUCUUAUUUAUUUUUCAAUUACAUAGAGCUGAAGGUCGAAAGCUUACCCAUAAGUCAAAGUAGUUAUGACCAACAGACAUGAAUAUUCUGAAUGAGACAAUUGUAAUUAUGUAUUGAAGGUAUUAUUGAGAGAUUGAUAAUAAAGAGAUGAAAUGA
Lytechinus variegatus (green sea urchin) is the source of this 4552-nucleotide messenger RNA. RefSeq names its product AFG3-like protein 2 (gene afg3l2). Bases 163 to 2535 code for a protein of 790 amino acids. NCBI's taxonomy places the organism in Eukaryota, Metazoa, Echinodermata, Echinoidea, Temnopleuroida, Toxopneustidae. The record is from RefSeq and is a predicted model, not a curated record. Gene Ontology annotation, molecular function: ATP-dependent peptidase activity; ATP binding; ATP hydrolysis activity. Gene Ontology annotation, biological process: protein-containing complex assembly; mitochondrial protein processing. The transcript is spliced from 16 exons. Gene Ontology annotation, cellular component: m-AAA complex; membrane.